CUCUAGUCCUACCAUACUUUUUGCUGUUGCUAGUGCUUGUGGUGGCGGACUCUAGUAGGCACUAUCAACACUACUGCUCUCUUGUUUUCAUUCUCACGAACAAAGCCACCUCCAUUCUGGACCAUGUUGUCGUUUCUGAGACACUCGACGACGACGAUCGCGAGCCGGAGCGGGGCGCCCGUUUCGCGCCGGGCGUUCGCAACGAUCGACAUGACGAUCCGCGAAGCCAUCAACGCGGGCAUUGACGAAGAAAUGGCCCGCGACGAGUCCGUCUUCAUUAUCGGCGAAGAAGUCGCCCAGUACCAAGGAGCCUACAAGGUUACCAAGGGACUGUACGAAAAGUACGGUGACAAGCGUGUCAUUGAUACGCCGAUUACGGAAAUGGGCUUUACCGGACUCGCCGUCGGCGCCGCCUACAAGAAUCUACGACCCAUUGUGGAAUUCAUGACCAUCAACUUCUCCAUGCAGGCCAUCGAUCAGGUUGUCAAUUCCGCCGCGAAGCAGUUCUACAUGAGUGGUGGUGACCUCGCCUGUCCCAUUGUCUUUCGCGGGCCCAACGGCUUUUCCGCCGGCACGGCGGCCCAACACUCCCAGUGUUUUGCCGCCUGGUACUCCUCCAUUCCUGGACUCAAGGUCGUAGCGCCCUACUCCUCCGAAGACGCCAAGGGUCUCAUCAAAGCAGCCAUCCGGGAUCCGAACCCCGUCAUGAUCCUCGAACACGAACUCAUGUACGGAGUGGCCUUCCCAAUGUCCGACGAAGCGCAGUCGGCCGAUUUCGUCCUGCCCCUGGACAAGGCCAAGAUCGAAGUGGAGGGCUCGGACGCGACCAUUAUCUCCUUCAGCAAGACGGUAGGAUUGGCCAUUGAAGCAUCCGCCGCCAUGAAAGAAAAAGGCGUAUCCGUGGAAGUCAUCAAUCUACGAAGUUUGCGGCCUCUGGAUCGCGACACCAUCCUCCAAUCGGCCAAAAAGACGGGCCGCGUGAUAUGCCUCGAGCAGGGAUGGCCCCAGUGCGGUAUUUCGUCCGAAAUUGCCGCAAUUUUGAUGGAAACGGACGCCUUUAACUAUUUGGACGCGCCCAUGGAACGCGUCACGGGUGCCGACGUACCGAUGCCCUACGCAACGGUCCUGGAAAAUGCGGCCCUACCCCAGUUGGAAGACGUUGUGGCCGCCGUUGAACGAACGACCUACCGACGUAUAGCGGCAUGAGCCCAAACACAAGGCAAAGACGUAACCAUAGUACUAGGCACUCGGCA
Molecule: messenger RNA, 1253 nt
Organism: Phaeodactylum tricornutum CCAP 1055/1
Lineage: Eukaryota; Bacillariophyta; Bacillariophyceae; Surirellales; Neidiaceae
Gene: PDHB1
Product: precursor of dehydrogenase pyruvate dehydrogenase E1 component beta subunit
Exons: 2
Coding region: 124-1206 (360 amino acids)
Biological process (GO): pyruvate decarboxylation to acetyl-CoA
Molecular function (GO): pyruvate dehydrogenase (acetyl-transferring) activity
Source: RefSeq, a predicted model, not a curated record